GCUCGGUGCCCCGGUGCCGCCCGGUGCCCGGCGCGCGCGGCGCACGCGCGGAGCGGCGGGCGGGGAUCCCGGCCCCGCGUGCGCGUGACGUCGCCGCGUCUCGCGCCGCUCCGGGCCGGCGGCGGCCCCGGCUCUGUCCAAAAGUCAUCUCACAGCUUGAAACCCCUUCAGACGCCUCCCUGUGCCAGGCCCUGCUGGCUGCUUGGACUCAUUUUCAGGAGGAGAGUCCCCACUCAGCACAGCCGUGCUGCUCCCUCCUGCUCAGGCACCGAGCAACGGUGUUUUGGUGGCCACAGGUUCAGCAUGAAGCUCAACUAGAAGCACCAUGACCAUACGGGGAAAAGAUGCCCGUGGGGUUGGACACUCGCUAGCAGAGAGCUGAAGCCCCCAGCCUGUGCCCAGGAGAGCAGGAUGCGGGUCACCACGCGCAGGGUGCUGCUGCUGCUGGGCUCGGUGGCGGCCCUGAUGGUGACCCUGCACCUCGGGCAGCAGGUCCUGGAGUGCCAGCAGGUCCUGAGCGAGAGGAGGCACAGGCUGAUGAGGCCAGAGAACGAGGAGCUGGUGAUGGUGGACGCCAACCACGUGGAGUACCGCUACAGCAAGGACAUGCCCCUGAUCUUCAUCGGCGGCGUCCCCCGCAGCGGCACCACGCUGAUGAGGGCCAUGCUGGACGCCCACCCCGAGGUGCGCUGCGGGGAGGAGACCCGCAUCAUCCCCCGUGUGCUGGCCAUGCGCCAGGCCUGGUCCAAGUCUGGCCGCGAGAAGAUGCGGCUGGACGAGGCGGGGGUGACGGACCAGGUGCUGGACGCGGCCAUGCAGGCUUUCAUCCUGGAAGUGAUCGCCAAGCACGGCGAGCCCGCCAGGUACCUGUGCAACAAGGACCCCUUCACGCUGAAAUCCUCCGUGUACCUGUCCCGGCUGUUCCCCAACUCCAAGUUCCUGCUGAUGGUGCGGGACGGGCGCGCCUCGGUGCACUCCAUGAUCACGCGCAAGGUGACCAUCGCCGGCUUCGACCUGAACAGCUACCGGGACUGCCUGACCAAGUGGAACAAGGCCAUCGAGGUGAUGUACUCCCAGUGCCUGGAGAUUGGCCGCGCCCGCUGCCUGCCCGUCUACUACGAGCAGCUGGUGCUGCACCCCGAGCAGUCCAUGCAGAACAUCAUGAGGUUCCUGGACAUCUCCUGGAGCGACACGGUGCUGCACCACGAGGAGCUCAUCGGGAAGCCCGGUGGGGUGUCCCUUUCCAAGAUAGAGAGAUCAACAGACCAGGUGAUCAAGCCGGUGAACAUGGAGGCGUUAUCCAAAUGGAUUGGGCACAUCCCGGGGGAUGUGCUGCAGGACAUGGCCCACAUCGCCCCCAUGCUGGCCAGGCUGGGCUACGACCCCUACGCCAACCCCCCCAACUACGGCCACCCCGACCCCCUGGUUGUCAACAACACGCACAGGGUUUUAAAGGGGGAUUAUAAAACACCGGCCAAUCUCAAAGGUCACCUGCAGGUGACUCAGAACACGUCAUCUUCUCACUAAGAAAAUUAAUGAUUUCCAGAACGCUGCCAAUGGCCUGUUGUUGCCUGAGAAGGACGAAGUGUGCAGUGGGCCCGUGGAAAUCUGUUCUCCAAGCAUAUUGCUUGCUCCUACUGUUGCCAAAUGACUGCGCUCCAGGAAUGUAUUUGCAUUUAUUUGCAAAGGCCAAACAUGCUCCACGGCGGGAACUUCCCCGGCUGGUCCCAGCGCUCUGUGGGGAAUGCAGCUGUGGAAACCCGGGCUGGUGGCAGGACAUUACAUGUGCUGUGGCUGGAGGACUCCGUACAUCGCCUUUGUGUCUCGUGAUCUGUUCCCCGUUCCCGGUGUGGGGAACAGCCCUCCCAUCCCCGCUGUUCCGUAUUCCUGGGAUCGGGAAAGGCCACCCCGGUCCUGCUGUUCCCAACUCCCAGGGUCAGGAACUGCCGCCUGGCCCUGCAGAGCCUUUGUGGUGCGUGUGCCCUCCCACCUACCCCAUCCCCGACCCUGCAGAGGCUAUUGCAGAGUUAAUAUAUGCCCCCCUCCCCCCCCUAUCAACGGUGUCGGACACCAUUAAAGUGUUGAUUUGA
This is a messenger RNA of Zonotrichia leucophrys gambelii, 2090 nucleotides long. RefSeq names its product tyrosylprotein sulfotransferase 2 (gene TPST2). The transcript has 8 exons. Gene Ontology annotation, cellular component: Golgi apparatus. Bases 412 to 1527 code for a protein of 371 amino acids. Gene Ontology annotation, biological process: peptidyl-tyrosine sulfation. The record is from RefSeq and is a predicted model, not a curated record. Gene Ontology annotation, molecular function: protein-tyrosine sulfotransferase activity. NCBI's taxonomy places the organism in Eukaryota, Metazoa, Chordata, Aves, Passeriformes, Passerellidae.